Molecule: messenger RNA, 1802 nt
Organism: Oryctolagus cuniculus (rabbit)
Lineage: Eukaryota; Metazoa; Chordata; Mammalia; Lagomorpha; Leporidae
Gene: LRRC38
Product: leucine rich repeat containing 38
Cellular component (GO): plasma membrane
Molecular function (GO): protein binding
Source: RefSeq, a predicted model, not a curated record
CGCCCUCCCCGCCCGGGCAGCCCUCCGGCUGCCAGCGUCCCGCAGCCGGGACCCCCGGCGCGCUGCCCAGUGCCAGGGCUCGCCCGGAGAGCCGCGUCCGCGUCGCCGCGGCCGGCCGGGGCCCCUCGGCCAUGCGCCCCCGCGCCACCUCCCGCGUCCCCGCCGGCGCCGGCAACGCGCUCUGGCUCUGCAGCCUCCUCCUGCUGCUGCUGCUGCCGCUCCGGCCCGGGUACGCGUGCCCCGCGGGCUGCGCCUGCACGGACCCGCACACCGUGGACUGCCGCGACCGCGGGCUGCCCAGCGUGCCCGACCCCUUCCCCCUGGACGUGCGCAAGCUGCUGGUGGCCGGCAACCGCAUCCAGCGGAUCCCCGAGGACUUCUUCAUCUUCUACGGCGACCUGGUCUACCUGGACUUCAGGAACAACUCGCUGCGCUCGCUGGAGGACGGCACGUUCAGCGGCUCGGCCAAGCUCGCCUUCCUGGACCUCAGCUACAACAACCUGACCCAGCUGGGCGCCGGCGCCUUCCGCUCGGCCGGCAGGCUGGUGAAGCUGAGCCUGGGCAACAACCGGCUGGCGGGGGUGCACGAAGCCGCCUUCGAGACCCUGGAGUCGCUGCAGGUGCUGGAACUCAACGACAACCGCCUGCACAGCCUCAGCGUGGCCGCCCUGGACGCGCUGCCGGCCCUGCGCAGCCUGCGCCUGGACGGGAACCCCUGGCUGUGCGACUGUGACUUCGCGCACCUCUUCGCCUGGAUCCAGGAGAACGCCUCCAAACUGCCCAAAGGCCUCGACGCCAUCCAGUGCUCCCUGCCCGUGGAGAACCGCAGGGUCUCGCUGCACGAGCUGUCGGAGGCCAGCUUCAGCGAGUGCAGGUUCAGCCUGUCGCUCACGGACCUGUUCAUCAUCAUCUUCUCGGGCGUGGCCGUCUCCAUCGCCGCCAUCAUCUCCAGCUUCUUCCUGGCCACCGUGGUGCAGUGCUUCCAGAGGUGUGCGCCCAGCAAAGACACAGAGGACGAAGAUGAGGACGAGGACGACUGAGCCGCCUCCCGCACCGCCCCCGCCGGCCGGCACCUGCUGAACACGGAAAGCCUCGGCCGCCGCCGGGGACCAGAGCGGAGCGUCUCUCUGGCAAGGACUCUGGGUCGCCCCGGGGCCAUCGUCCAUGUCAGAGUUCAGAAGCAGCAGAGUGGAGGAGCCUGGGAGGGGCCGUGGGGGUCACCGUGGAGCAGAGCCUGGCUCCCAAGAGGAGUGGGGGCUGGGGAGUGGGGGCUGGGGAGACCGAGUCAGCUAGGAGCCUCCCACGGAGCUCUGCAGACUGGCGGCCUGGGGCGCCAAGAUGACUUCGUGCUGUCCUUUCUCUGCCCUGGUCCUUUCUCUGCCCUGGGUCCUCCUCCCAAGAGACAGGGGCUUGGGCGGUAGGGACUCAAGUUCAGAUCACUCUCCGUGAGAGAAACUCUGCUAGCGCAGGCCCGGCCGGCUUGGGAGGCCACCGUGGGGAUGGGUGAGCGCCCAGGCAGGUGUCUGCGUCCCGCCACACGCCCCUGUUGGAACUUCAGCGCCAGUGUGACAGAGUUCAGAGGUUACGCCCCUGGGAGGUGCGGGGUCGUGAGCGAGGGACCCUCCUCUCACCGGAGGAAGCCCUGGAGAAUCUCUUUGUCCCUCCUACCGUGGGAGGGGACAGUGAGAAACCAGCCGUCCAUGAACCAGGAAACGGGCCCUGACCAGGCCCCAGCCGUGCUGGUCCGCUGAUUGCAGGCUCCCAGCCUCCAGAGCUGAGGGGAAUAAACGUGUUUAAUAGUC